AUGCUCGUCGAUGCCGGAAUACCAGAGGUAAAGUUGCAUGGCCGAAAUGGUGAUGCAUCCCAUGGCUCACUGUCAGCAGGAUCCAGACGGUGUAGUACGCAUAGCCAGCCAGCAGGAGGAGGAGCAGCGACCAGGACAGGAGUCGCUGUCCCAUACUCUUCAUGGCCUGUGCAAGCCUCGCAUUGUUUUCAAGCUGGGGACGAGAGGGAAUAUGGAUCGGUUCGCUGCUGUCAGGUGGCCUAG
Molecule: messenger RNA, 243 nt
Organism: Auxenochlorella protothecoides
Lineage: Eukaryota; Viridiplantae; Chlorophyta; Trebouxiophyceae; Chlorellales; Chlorellaceae
Exons: 1
Coding region: 1-243 (80 amino acids)
Source: RefSeq, a predicted model, not a curated record